Paramacrobiotus metropolitanus is the source of this 1087-nucleotide messenger RNA. Its product is annotated as RWD domain-containing protein 1-like. The record is from RefSeq and is a predicted model, not a curated record. The transcript is spliced from 7 exons. Bases 142 to 906 code for a protein of 254 amino acids. NCBI's taxonomy places the organism in Eukaryota, Metazoa, Tardigrada, Eutardigrada, Parachela, Macrobiotidae. Gene Ontology annotation, molecular function: protein binding. Gene Ontology annotation, biological process: cytoplasmic translation.
UUUUAUUGAGAUUUUUAACUUUUGUCAAACAAGACGAGUAUUCAUAGUGAUACUGGUAAAAUUUUGAAUUAAAAAAAGACUUUGUAAAUCUGGCACACGACAUUACCUCUAUUGAAGUUUGUUAUCUUCUGCGCAAGAAACAUGGAUCGAAGGGAAGAACAACAAAUAGAAAUUGACAGCCUAUUGUCGAUUUACCCUGACGAGCUGACAGUUCUCACUUCCGAAAACUCCGAUCCGGAAAUCCCAGAAAUCGCGGUGGAUCCCGGUGAUGAAAGAAUUCAGUUUACAUUAAAGAUUUCGUCGUCUGAAGCAGCGGUGGGAAAUUCAGCUGGAUCUGUGAUAACUACGCUGUGGAAGUUCGUUUUUCCGGAUGAGUAUCCAGAUGUUGCGCCUGAAAUACGCUUGAUCGAUCCUGGAGAAAUGCCGCCGGAUUCCAAGGACGAACUUUCUAAAGUCGCUGAUGCAGCAGCACAAGAGAGCAUCGGUAUGGCAUCGGUUUUUACCGUUGUUUCUGCCGUACAGGAUUACCUUAACAAGCAUGCUGAAGAUUGCCUGAAUCGUUUUAAAGAGAUGUCUUUGCGGGCCAAGCGGGAAGAAGAAGAGGAAGAAAGGCGGAAAAUUGAAGGAACUAGAGUCAAUGUGGAGAGUUUUAUUGUAUGGAAGGCUAAGUUUGAUGCCGAACGUACAAAGAAAACAAAAACUCCGGAAACGACGGCAGUGAAACGCUUAACCGGUCGCCAGAUGUUCGAACAAAACACUAAUCUGGAUAGUUCCGAUCAGCAGCUAAUGGAAGAAGGAGAAGAGUGUGCGGAUAUUGAUGAACGAGAAGAGACUGGACAAGGGGAUGAUGAUUUCGACCGAGAAUUAUUCGAACAAGAACUACUUAAUGAGGAAAACGAUAAUUAACAAUUUUGUCGUUUUUAGCGGUUUUCUCUGCUUUACUUUUGAUACGCUUUUCUACAGUUUACUUAUGACGUAAACAUCAUUGCUACUUACUUUUACUGGUACUGUAGAGAUGCCGGUAUUAUAGUGUAGCCUUUUAGAUACUAUUAAAAUUUAGAAUAAUAAAAUAUAUUUUAUGAAUAAA